This is a messenger RNA of Cutaneotrichosporon cavernicola, 1983 nucleotides long. RefSeq lists its product as uncharacterized. Gene Ontology annotation, molecular function: protein binding. NCBI's taxonomy places the organism in Eukaryota, Fungi, Basidiomycota, Tremellomycetes, Trichosporonales, Trichosporonaceae. The transcript is spliced from 7 exons. Gene Ontology annotation, cellular component: nucleus; SAGA complex. The record is from RefSeq and is a predicted model, not a curated record. Bases 1 to 1983 code for a protein of 660 amino acids.
AUGCGUAGCGACGACGAGGAAGACGACCACUUUGAGGACGAGGAUGAAGAUGAGGAUGAGGAGAUGCGUGAGGAUACCGGCAACCAAUUCGACGACGACCAGGAAAUGGACGAAGACGAGGACGAUGCCGAAGGAGAGGAAGGCGAUGAUGGGGAGGAAGAUGAUGAUGAAGAGGAAGAAGACGAGGAGGAAGAAGACGAUGAGGAUGAGGAUGAGGAUGAUGACGACGACGGAGCUGGAGAAGAAGAGGACCAGACACGCCCCACGACCACAGCACCAACAGCUGAGCCAUCCGCCCAGCAGUCAAAGGAGGCGACGCCUCGCUCCGAGACCCGUCAGCCAACACCACCUCAACAGUCCCGGCGCUCGCUCUUCGUUCCGUCCCAGCCAUGGCCGCCAUCAAACCUCACCAUCGAGACUGUUGUCGGCAUUCCCCUCCCGACAGCCGUGCACUCAAUAGCAGCCUCCACGUGUUUAUCCUACCUCCUCACGGGUGGUCAGGAUGGGCAUGUGCGGGCAUACGACUUCUGGGCAUCGGUCAACGGCGGUCAGGUCAUGACCGCGCAACAGCGCAGCAUUGUCGGACUAGGCGAAAGUGUUCACAAGGCCGGUGUGGGGCGCGGAUGGUGGUCUUGCGAGGUGGAAGAUGGAACGCCACCUACGAAACGCAUCGAGCCCGUGUACUCGCUCGCGUGCGAGGGCGACGCACUGUGGGCACUGGCCGGGAGCCAGAGCGGGCCGAUCAACCUCUACUCAUUGCGACAUAAGCCAGGACACCUCGUCCACUCGCUCAAGGGACAUACGAACGUCGUUAGCGCGCUCCAAUUGCUUCCGGGCGACCGUGGGGUACUUUCGGGCUCGUGGGACGGCGGGGUCAAGGAAUGGGACCUCAACUCGGGGCAAGUUGUGCGCUCUUACCCCACCCACGGCGCCCAGAUCAGUUCCCUCUCCCUCCGGCCCAUAACGCAGGACACUGACAAGGUGCCCGAGAAGGUCGGCACUAACGGUGACGCGCUCCCACACGUGAGUGUCAACGUCGGGCCUGGGUUCUUCAAGGCGGAUCGCGAGCCGGAUGGCGAUGCGGUGAUGGCGGAAGAGAAGCCGGAGGUCAAGGAGGAGAAGGAGCCGGACGGCCAGGAAAACCGGAACAUGCCUGCGGUGGCCGAGUCGGAGAAGGCUGCGGCAUGCGAGGACGACGACGCCGACAGCUUAUUCGACGACGACGCCGACGCCGAUGCCGAAGACGAGAGCAAGCCCGCCACCCCGGCGUUGCAGGCACUCGGUCUUGCGCUGCCGGGUGCCAACCCUCCGAGCGCGAGUGCGAGUGUUACGCCUGCGCCUGCGCUCGCACCCAUAGUGCCAAGUGUGCCACGGCCAAGGCCCAACCUCGUGUCAGGCGCGGCGGCGAGCAUACCCCUCCUCUCACCGGCAGUGUACAAGGAGAUGUCGAACGACAUCAUCCUCGCUUCGAGCAUGGACGGACAAGUGACGUUGUUUGAUCGGCGGGAGGGUGGGCCCGUCGGGCGCCUGAUCCCCGGCGACCGCGCACCUCCGUGGUGCAUGAGCGCUGUCUGGCUCGGCGACGGGAACCAAGUGCUCGCUGGACGCCGAAAUGGUACAAUCGACAUCUGGGAUGUGCGCAAGACCUCGUCCACUUGCACGAGCGUGCUCCGCACCCUGCGCACGCCGUCCGACUCGGGUCCCGUGUCAUGCAUCGUCGCAUUCCCAGACGGGAAACACGUUGCGACCGCGAGCACGGACAACAUCCGGCUAUGGAACACAGUCGAGUACUACGAGCCCGAGGAACCGGCGAAGAAGAAGAGCUCGCGGCCACCGUUCCGCAUCAUUGCCGGCCAUCAUGGUGGGACGGUCUCGAGCAUGAUCGUGGACCCAACGUCGCGCUUCCUCAUCACGGCGAGCGGCGACCGCGGAUGGCAGGGCGAGAGCACACGUGUCGUACUCUUACAUGAGGUCAAGUGGUAG